GGUCAGGUGUGUGGGGCGGCGUCCGCGUUUGCCGGGGUCCCGCUGCGGGCCCGCAGCACAGCCGUGCGGCCGAGUGAGGCGGCCAGUGAGGGUCGGAACCGGGGGUUCUUGGGGGGUCAUUGUCAUUUGAGGAUGUGGCUGUGGACUUCACAUGGGAGGAGUGGCAGCUCUGGAUUCUGCUCGAAAGAAUUUGUACAGAAAUGUGAUGUUGGAGAACUUGAGCAGCCUUGAGUCGCUAGGGUUUCAGGUUAUCAAACCAGAUGUGAUCAUCAGAUUGGAGCAAGACCAGCCACGGGCAAUAGAUGAGGAUACCCCAAGUCAGAGCUUUUCAGAGUUCUGGAAAGUUGAUCGUUACAAAGCUUGGCACCAAGAAACCCAAGACAGGCUUAAAAGAUUGGAACAAGCCUGUGAAAGUAAUGCGAGUGGAAAAACAGUUCAAUCAGGCAUGUACCUUGAACCUUUAAAGCAAAACCUAAUAAGUAUGUUUCAAAUGGAAAACAUUUGCAAUAUUCAUUAGAUUUGCUUACUCAGAGUGGAAAUUAUGGAAGGAAGAAACCUGGUAAGUUUAAUGGGUAUGAAAAAUCAUUCCUCUGUACCAAACAUGAAAAAAUUUGUUUUUGAUUAAAAUACUAUGAAUGUAAUGAAUGUGGAAAAGUCAACAGCAAGAAGUCACGGCUCAUCAUCCAUUGGAGAACACACACAGGGGAGAAACCCUUUAAGUGCAGUGAGUGUGGCGAAGCCUUUUCACAGAAGUCACACCUUGCUACGCACCAGACCAUUCACAUGGGAGAACAACUUUAUGGAUGUGAGUGUGGGAAGGCCUUCUCUCAGAAGUCGCACCUCAUUACACAUCGGAGGGCUCACACUGGAGAGAAGCCCUAUGGAUGUGGUGAAUGCGGGAAAGCCUUCUCCCAGAAGUCACACCUCGUGAUCCAUCAGUGAGCUCACAUAGAACAGAAACCGUAGAAGUAUAGCAAAUGUGAGAGACUUUUACGAAAAGUUCAAUAAUCAUGACAGCAGAGGAAGAAGCAUAUUGCUUCAGACGUAUAUUUAUAGGACUUGUAUUCCCAAGUAUGGCUAAAUAAUAUGAUUUUAUAUUUUUUCAUAGCAUAUAUGAAAUUAAUAUAACUGUAAACAUGAUAUAUGUUCUGUUCAUAGCAUGGCGUCUGUCAAGAGUUCUGCAUAGAUUAUCACUUACCUUGCACUACAACAAUAGAAUAUAAACUGGAUCAAAUGAUUGACUUACUAUUUAACAAAGAGGUUAAAUGACCAAGUACUUUCUGGUACAUGUAACUGAGUCUGAGAACUCUCACCAUGCUGUGUCUUCAGUCAUCGAAGCUGGGAUUUUUAAAUAAAGUCUCCUGCUUCCUCUGA
Messenger RNA from Balaenoptera ricei (Rice's whale), 1374 nucleotides. RefSeq names its product zinc finger protein 84-like. The transcript has 4 exons. Lineage: Eukaryota; Metazoa; Chordata; Mammalia; Artiodactyla; Balaenopteridae. Gene Ontology annotation, biological process: regulation of DNA-templated transcription. The record is from RefSeq and is a predicted model, not a curated record. The coding region runs from base 152 to 517 and encodes 121 amino acids.